This is a messenger RNA of Arachis stenosperma, 756 nucleotides long. RefSeq names its product secreted RxLR effector protein 161-like. Lineage: Eukaryota; Viridiplantae; Streptophyta; Magnoliopsida; Fabales; Fabaceae. The record is from RefSeq and is a predicted model, not a curated record. Bases 1 to 756 code for a protein of 251 amino acids. The transcript has a single exon.
AUGGACAAUGCUAAGGCAAUGGACACACCAAUGAGCACUACUUGCUACCUUGACAAAGAUGAACAAGGUAAAAGCAUAGAUGUAAAGAAGUAUAGAGGCAUGAUAGGAUCAUUACUUUAUCUAACGGCAAGUAGGCCAGAUAUCAUGUUUAGUGUAUGCAUGUGUGCGAGAUACCAAGCUAAUCCUAAGGAAUCUCACUUAAGUGCGGUAAAAAGGAUUAUGAAGUAUCUCAUAGGAACAUUAAAUGUCGGAUUGUGGUAUCCGAAAGGAUCCACCUGUGAUUUGAUUGGUUAUUCCGAUUCCGAUUUUGCCGGUUGCAAAUUGGAUAGGAAAAGCACUAGCGGCACUUGUCACUUGCUAGGAAACUCUCUUGUUUCAUGGUAUAGUAAGAAACAAGUAAGUGUAGCCUUGUCUACCGCCGAAGCCGAGUAUGUAGCCGCCGGUAGUUGUUGCGCCCAAAUUUUAUGGAUGAAACAACAACUUAUGGAUUAUGGUCUCAUGCUUAACCACAUUCCUAUCAAAUGUGAUAAUACUAGUGCAAUAAAUUUAACCAAGAAUCCGGUUCAACAUUCAAGAACCAAGCAUAUUGAGAUUAGACAUCACUUCAUAAGAGACCAUGUUGAAAAGGGUGAUGUGGUUAUUGAAUUUGUUGAAACUAGUAAACAACUAGCAGACAUCUUCACUAAACCUUUAUGUAAAGAAAGUUUUUUUAACAUCCGAAAUGAACUUGGUAUCUUGGAUUCUAAUCUAAUAUGA